AUGGCUUCAUAUAUUUCACAUAUGGUAGAAGAACUCUUUAAGCUAAUUCAAGGUAGUGCCUGGUGGUUUGGAACAAUCAUUUUGAAAUUUCUGACAUCUAAUCUAGGCGUUUCUGGUGACCACAUUCGCCUGAGUGAUCUUAUAGCAGCCAGAAUCUUAAGGUAUACAGAUUUUGAUACUUUAAUAUACACCUGUGCUCCUGAAUUUACCAUGGAAAAAGCGACUCCGCUGAGAUACACAAAGACAUUAUUGCUUCCAGUUGUUAUGGUGAUUAUGUUUAUUUUAGUGAGAAAGACUGUUCGUGAUAUUUCGUGUGUUUUAGCUACAAACGUUUAUCUAAGGGGAGCUGACAAAGAACAACAGCUCCUUGAACACGGUGAGCUGGCUUUUCACACGUUGCAGUUGUUAGCGUUUACUGCCCUUGCCAUUUUAAUUAUGAGGCUAAAGCUGUUCUUGACGCCACACAUGUGUGUUAUGGCUUCCUUGAUAUGCUCUCGGCGGCUCUUUGGCUGGCUUUUUCGCAGAGUUCGUUUUGAGAAUGUUAUCUUUGGCAUUCUAACAGUGAUGUCAAUACAAGGUUAUGCAAACCUCCAUAAUCAAUGGAGCAUAAUAGGAGAAUUUAAUAAUUUGCCUCAGGAAGAACUUUUACAGUGGAUCAAAUACAAUACCACACCAGAUGCCGUCUUCGCAGGUGCCAUGCCUACAAUGGCAAGUGUCAAGUUGUCUACACUUCAUCCCAUUGUGAAUCAUCCACAUUACGAAGAUGCAGACUUAAGGGCCCGGACAAAAAUAGUUUAUUCUACAUAUAGUCGAAAAUCUGCCAAAGAAGUAAGAGAUAAAUUGUCAGAGUUACAUGUGAAUUAUUAUGUUUUAGAAGAGGCAUGGUGUGUUGUGAGAACUAAGCCUGGUUGCAGCCUGGCUGGUGGUAUGCCUGAAAUUUGGGAUGAAGAUCCUGCCAAUGCUGGGAAAACUCCCUUAUGUAACCUCUUGGUGAAGGAUUCCAAACCUCACUUCACCACUGUAUUCCAGAACAGUGUUUACAAAGUCCUAGAAGUUGUAAAAGAAUGACUUCUACAUGAACUGCCGUCAUGGAGAACGGCAUCAGUAACGGGUUUUAAUGUUUUGCUAAGUCAUGUGUUGUCUAUAUCCCAAAAACUUUAGGUGGUAACUGUUUUCAAAAUAGAAAAACAUUUUAUUUGGUCAAUUUGAAUGUCAUUCUAAUUAUAAAAUGACUUUUAAUUCAUCAAUUGGUUACUGUUUCAAUGUGUAUCUUUAAAAUUUGCUAUGCAAAUGAGUGUAUGCUUGUACUUGACUUUGAUAUUUGUGCUAAGGUAAGCAAAGCUACCUGUAGAAAGAAAACACAAUGGGUUGUGACAAGGGUGACAUGAAAAUACAGGACAAUUCUGACUAUGUAGGGGCUGAUUUUAUAGUGUAAGAACUUUUAAUGCUUCCUUUUCUGCCUCGCUCUUGUCUUUGGACAUUUCAGUGAUUUUGUAAGUUCUUCUGGUCGUGUCAGCCCCUGUCAUCAGCUUGAGUUACAGUAGAUGCAGCAGACAUGGAACGUUUGCUGUGUAGAACUGUCUGUCUCUUUUAGUUCCUUGUGCUCUUUUUGUUCUCUGUUCUCUUGUUAAUGAAGCUUUUCCUGCCCAUUAUUAAUCCAAACUCUCGGACCUUGUGGUUAGGAAAUUCCCUUAACUGCCAGCCCUGUGGCGUUACCAUGUCUCUCUCGCUCUCUUCUCCUCCUCCUCACAUUUUCUGUCAAAUAAGUACUGUUUACUCAUUUAGUUGCUUAUCAAGUACUUAUU
This is a messenger RNA of Chlorocebus sabaeus (green monkey), 1805 nucleotides long. The record is from RefSeq and is a predicted model, not a curated record. Lineage: Eukaryota; Metazoa; Chordata; Mammalia; Primates; Cercopithecidae.